AUGACACAAAUGAUUGAAGCUCUAAAAGAAUUCCACUCAAAAGGUUACAUUCAUAGAGAUAUCAAGCCAGAAAACUUUGUCCAAGAUUUACAUGACAGCAAAAAAAUUUACAUUUUAGAUUUUGGCCUUUCAGAGCCAUAUAUUAUCGAUAAUAAACAUAAACCAGACUCACAGGUCAAAACUUCCCUCACAGGUACUCCCAGAUAUGCAUCUAUAAACGCCCUUGAAGGAGGCGAACAAUCAAGAAGAGACGAUUUAGAAUCUUUAUUUUAUGUUUGGUGUUUUCUUUUGAAAGGGAAUUUACCAUGGCAAAGAAAACUCGACCCUGCAUCUAAGAAUCCUUACGCUUGUAUUAUUGAAAUUAAAAAGGAAUGCCUCGAAAAAUUUUCAAUUAAUGAUACAGCCAAUAUUAUCCCUAAAACAUUAAAUCAAGACCUUAAGCGUGCUCUGGUUAACUAUAUACAAAGCGUGAGAAAAUUAAAGUUUGCAGAUGAACCAAAAUACGACGAAUACAUUAAUUACUUCAAGAAUUGCAAAUUCGAUAACUCUACCGGUACAAAACAUAUAGUAGAACAUCGUAAAGCCAAUACAAUCACUCUUACAAGUCCGAAAAGAUAUUUCAUCGAUUAUCCGUCGAAUAAUACAGAACACUACUGCGAACCUAUCUCAGAUGCCAGUAGUUUUGAUGAUUUCUGUGGGCUUCUCGACGGAUCCCUUUGUCCAAGGAUAAAUUCUCAAUAUACUUACCAAAUCCCUGAAGAAGCGAAUUUCACAUUGAGAGAUUUCCCAGUAAAGCUUGAUGAUAACGAUAUUACAUCGGUUGAAGAGAUUCCCAAAUUUCCACUGCUGAAUCUCAAUGUUUUCGGAUUUAAAUCUCAAAAUACGCCACAAAAAUUUUGUAUUCAUAUUGAAAUAUCACAACAAAGAAAGAAAGAUUAUUAUGUACCACAAACAGUUGCUCAAACUGCAAAAGCAAAGUCUCCAAUUUUAAUUCAAAGGUCACAGUCGGAUUCAAUUAAUAUUGUAAGUAGCUCCAACUCAUUCAAAUAA
Molecule: messenger RNA, 1050 nt
Organism: Trichomonas vaginalis G3
Lineage: Eukaryota; Parabasalia; Trichomonadida; Trichomonadidae
Product: transferase(phosphotransferase) domain 1 domain-containing protein
Exons: 1
Coding region: 1-1050 (349 amino acids)
Biological process (GO): signal transduction; endocytosis; peptidyl-serine phosphorylation
Cellular component (GO): cytoplasm; nucleus
Molecular function (GO): protein serine/threonine kinase activity; ATP binding
Source: RefSeq, a predicted model, not a curated record